Molecule: messenger RNA, 6742 nt
Organism: Camelus dromedarius (Arabian camel)
Lineage: Eukaryota; Metazoa; Chordata; Mammalia; Artiodactyla; Camelidae
Gene: CFAP92
Product: cilia and flagella associated protein 92 (putative)
Exons: 16
Coding region: 3026-6589 (1187 amino acids)
Source: RefSeq, a predicted model, not a curated record
GGGGAGCACAGGGUUCUUCUGAUGUGUUUGUUUUCAGAUGUUUUCCACGCAUUUGGGCAUGAAAGAACUUUCGGGGGUGAUGGAAACAGUCUGUAUCUUCGCUGGGGGUGGUGAUUAAAAGGCUGUACACAUCUGUCAGAACACUUAGGAAGGGUGAAACGUACAGAACGUGAAUUGCACCUACUUAGGUGACAAAAAGAAACAAGCUGAAAAGCAGCCUUUGGGACCUUUCUGUGCGCAUCCACCCCUUCCUAACGGCUUCCCCAUCGUUACUGUCCUGGUGCAAAUAUUCUUGAGGGCUGGUCCGCGCUCCCUCUCAGGACUGACCUUUGAGGUGCUUCAUUGUCCGGCACAUGUGCCCAGAGGAAGUCUGUGGUUUUUCUCCCUUAAAACAACACUGUGAACCAUCGGCUGUAUAUUCCUGAGUGAUUUAUUGCAGGGCCGAGGAGUCAGGACAUCUAAGCCCUUGAUAUUGUCAAACCGUUUUUCAGAAACUUUAGGUCAUUCUGUUCAGACCCCCGGCAUGUGUGGGAAUGCCCGGGAGACAUCACUUUUAGUGUCAAAGCUUUUAAGUUUUUAGGAGUCUCGGUUAGUGGAUUGGCUUAGUGUUCAGAUGCCAAGUGUUACUUCUCUCUAGUUAAAAUGGGCCUGAGUCAGGCAGAGAUUUCUUAGCUACAACACCGCACGCAUGGUCCUCUAAAAGGAAAAAAAUCGAUAUAUUGGAUCUCAUCAAAAUUCAAAACUUGCACUUCAGGGUGCAGUAGUAAAGACACCAAUAAGAAAUGACAGGACAGGCAGGGGACUGGGAGACAAUACUUACAAAACACAUGCCCAAUCCAGGACUUGUACUCAGAACUGACAGAGAACUCCCACGACAGCUCAAUAAUUAGAUGACAAACAGCCCCAUCAAAAAGUGGGUGGUGAGGGGCGGGUGGAGCUCAGUGGCAGAGCACGUGCUUAGCAUGCAUGAGGUCCUGGGUUCAAUCCCCAGGACUGCCAUUAGUAAGUAAACCUAAUUACCUCCCCUGCAAAACAGCAGAACAAGUGGGUGAAAGAUGGGGACGGACAUUUCCCCAGAGAAGAUCUAUGGACGGCCAGUAAGCGCAUGGGAAGACCCCAGGAUCGGUCGUCAUUAGGGAAACACAAACGCCAACCAGUGAGAGGUUCUUUCACCCUCGCCAGAAUGGCAGGAACAAGUAGGACGGAGAGCAAGUGUUCUGAGGAUGUGGAGGGACAGGAACCCGCAGGCGUUGCUGGCGGGGAAGUGAAGUGCUGCAGCCACUUUGGAAGACGGUUUGGCAGUAAAAGGUUAGCAGAGAACUGCCGCAUGACCCAGCUCUCCUACUCCUGGGUGCCCCCCCAAGAGAAAUGAAGACAUCUGCCUACAGAGAGACUUGCACGGCAAUGUUCACUGCAGCAUUUUUCGUAAAUGCCCUAAAGUCCAACCUCAGUGUCCAUCAAUUGAUGAAUGGGUAGACCACAUGUGGUAUAUCCCACAGUGGAAUAUUAUUCAGCCAUAAAAAGGAAUGCUACAACAUCUUGGUGCAGCCAUUUUGGAAAACAGUACGGAGAUUCCUUAAAAAACUAAAAACAGACCUACCCUAUGAUCCAGCAAUCCCACUCCUGGGCAUAUAUCCAGCAGAGACUCUAAUUUGAAAAGCUGUGUGCACCCCAGUGUUCAUAGCACUAUUUACAACAGCCAAGCCGUGGAAGCAACUUCAGUGUCCACCAACAGAUGAUUGGAUAAAGAUACGGUGCACCCCUCACGCCUGAGUACCAGCUGGCACACAUGUGCCCUCAUUCCAUCCCCCGGUGCCCAGGGUCUUGACUUGGUCACUACCUCCCUCAAGGCAGUGGUUCCAAAUCUUGGCUGUCCAGUUUCUGUCUUGGUGGAGGUAACUUUAAAAAAAUAAGGGUUCUGUCCUGGUUACUUAUUAGAGCGCAACAAAUGAUCCUGCAACUUAGAUGCUUAGGACAGUAACUUACUCUGCUGAUAAGCCUGCAGUUCAGAGAGGGCUUGAUGGAGACGGCUGGUUUCCGCUGCACGCGGUGCCAGCCAGGGGGCUCGAGGACUGGGGGCUGGAGUCAUCUGAAGGCUGGUAUUUUCACACGUCCGGAGGGAGGCAGGCUGGCGGCCUUUCCGCGUGCUUGCUCGGGCUUCCUCACGCCGUGGUGGCUGGGUUCCUAGAGGGAGUGGCCCAGUGCGCAAGGCAGGAGUCCGUGGAGUUCGCAUGGCCUGGCCUCAGAUGUCACGUGGUGUCACUUCCACCAUCAUCUGCUGGCUGAGGUGGUCCCAGAGUUCCAUCUGGGUUCAACGGGAAGGGAACGAGUCCCGCCCCUGAUGGGAAGAGUGUUGACAUCACACGGUAAGAAGAGCGUGUGGGAGGGAGUCUAUUGUGGGGGUUGUUUGGGAAACAGUCUAUCCCCAGUUCCUGAGCAGGGCCCCAGGUGAGUCUGAUGCACAUCCAGGGCCAGACAGGGGCUUUUUGUCCAAGACCUGUGGCCUCUCGACCCUGAGCUCAGGGACGUCCCCACAAUCAAUGCUGGGGAGACUGGCCUCGGUAAUAGGGUGACCAGGGACCCUUGGGAGCCAGACCAGCCUUGGGGGCAGAAGGCACUGGAGGCACAGGAGGCCUGCUGUCCGUUCAGGGAGGGUGUUGUCACUGACCUGCUAGUUUUUUUUAAUUCAAUUUUUAAAGUGGCAGUUUCUUUUUAUUCAUUUAUUUUGGGGGGAGGGAGGUAAUUAGUCUUAUUUAUUUAUUAAUGCAGGUGCUGAAGAUUGAACCCAGGACCUCGUGCAUGCUAAGCACAUGCUCUACCAGGGACCUAAACCCUCCCCCCUCGACCUGCUCUUAAUGGAGCCUUUUCUCCUUCUGACCCUGUGUGUGUCUGUUUAGCAUUUCCUCGUUUAUGGCCCAUGUCUCCAGGCUGCUGGACAGGUGGUCACGGCAUCCGGGGGUGAGAAGGGAAGGGUCAGGUGGAGGGUAGAUGCUCACCGUCAGAGCAGGAGUUCCUUCAGGACUGAAUGGAUGAGUGGAUGACGGAAGACCGCUGGCCCUGCCUGUGGAUACACCUGUCUUCCAGCGCUGUCUGCACACCUGGCCUGGGACCAGCUGAGGCCGGAAGUCUGGCCCGGAGCCCCGCCCCCAGGAGGGGCCCCGCCCCCGGGCCGUGGCCUUGCCCGUCUCCCAGCAACCGCCAAACACAGUUGUGCUGCGGGUGCUCGGGGCCUCUCGGAGCUGCCAGACGGACCAAGUCUUCGGAGCCUCCUCGCCCCGAGGCGGCUGAGCCCCUCUCGCAGGAGCCUCUCGCCUGGGGCGCCGGCAGCAUGUCUCUGAACGCCUGGGAAUGGGAGGAUGAGGACAGGGCCAGCGUGGGGCCCGUGUCCUCCGUGGGCAGCUUUCAUCCGUCCGGGAGUGAGUGUGAAGUGGACGAGGACCUGCAGGUCGGAGCCUGGGCCCAGGAAUCAGAAUCUGACCACCAGUGCAGCAGCAGGUCCUCGGCUGGGUCAGUCAGUGCCGUCAACUCCGACGUGCCCCACGUGGUCCCCUGCACGUUCGUCAUCUCGCUGGCCUUCCCAGUGACUGCUGGUCGCAAAGGAAAAUAUUCGAAGCUGGUUGAGAAACACAGGAAACAGCCUAAAAUGGACAGACCUGUGGCCAGGGUUCGCUCUUACUGCCACCUGGAGUACUUCCUGCUGCCGGACGACCGAGAGCCCAAGCGAGUGGACAUCGUGGUGUUUUCAGGCUUGGCCAAGGUGUUCCUGGAUUCGAGGAUAAAGACCGUGAGGCCGUGGCCAGAAGGGGACAAGGUCUGGGUGUCCUGGACCCAGACUUUUAACAUCAAGGUGACAAAGGAAUUGCUAAAGAAAAUAAAUUUUCACAAAAUAACCUUGAGGCUCUGGGACACGAAAGAAAAGAUUCCGAAGAGAGUCAAGUAUUACCGACUGAAGGCGGCCGCGGCCUUGGAAGACGUGGGCUCUUCUGAGGAGGUGAAGCACCUGGUUUUAAGUCAGAGAAGACUGUCCGAACAGGGCAUUCAUGUCAAAGAGGAGUCGCACCAGGAGCACUUGCCGGGGAAACCAGAAAAAGCAGGAAAAGGCUUAAAGUCUGUGCCCGAAUCGGAGACCUUUUCCCAGAGCACUGAGGACUGUGAGAAGCUCCUCAGAACGGAGGAUCUUGCCACAGCACGAUGUAAUAUUUCAAGACCAGCCAUUUUUUUGGGAGGGGCCAGCUCGGUCGAGAUGAAGGAGUUAACUGAAAGAUUGUCGUUUAACAGCUUGUCGAACUUGUUGGAAAAACAAAAAUUUCAAAUGAGACAGAAGGAACUGGACUGGAGAAAGAAGAGCCAGAAGAGGAGGAAGAAAUCUCGAGCAGAGGAGGAAAGUGACUCCAGGAUGGCAGGCCAGGGGAAGCAGGGCGCCUUCUCCGUCCAGCUGGCGAUAAUGCCGCUCCUCGCAGGACGGCAAAUCGUCGUGACUCGUGGCCGUGGGAGGUCUGCCAACAUCUUGGAUUGUUUUUUGACUUUGGAAACGGAAGUUCCUAUCAUGACUGAAGAGCAGAAGCGGGACUUAAACCCCCUGACCAUCAGGAUCAAGUGUGUCUCCUGCCUCCCGACACAGCCCGUGUGCACCUCCGAGCUGGAGCGGCUGUGCAUGCCCGUGUACUGCCAGUACCAGUUCCACAAGACCCCGGUGCACAGGACUGAGGGUCAGCCCCACGGGACCCACGUCUACUUCCAGGACAUCAACGUCAUCUUCCUCGGGGCGAUGCACCCCAGCGACCUGCGGGAGUACCUGGAGGGGUCCCCCAUGCUGGUGGAAGUUCACGACCGGGACCGCAAGUCAGAGGAGCACUCCCGGAAGCCCACGCUGCUUGGGGAGGACCCCCUGGAUUCCUGCCUCAAUCUCCAGGUCCACAUCUCUCCCGAGGAGACGGAGAGCAACCCCUUCGAGUCCCAGGAUAAGAUGUGGGACCCGUACGGGGUCGCCCGGGUCAGCUUCGCCGACCUCCUCCUGGGCCACAAGUGCUUGAACCUGGUCGCCCCCGUCCACGGCUGUGAGCCCCGGGCCCCACACCGUGGCCGCGGCGGCCAGGGCAGGAAGGCGGUGGGGCUCCCAGGGCCCCGAGACGGCCUCCCGCACGGCCCGAUGCCCUCGGGCCACUACCUGGAGGCCAGCUCCCUGCUGAGGCUGCGGGCGGACGUGGCGGUGCCACUGCGGGCGGGGCCCCCGGCUCCCGACCCCACGGCCUGCGAGUUUGGCCGCGUCGUCUUCGUGUUUGACUCCAGGAAGCUGUCCCUCCUGCACGGCCUCCUGCAGGACAUCACCACGAUCAAUGCCAGGGCCCUGGGGCUGGACUCCCACCCCUUCGAGGACGUCGAGCAGAUCCUGUCGGCCUUUAAGAUGCAAGUGAAGAUCCAGGAAAAGCAGGACCUGGACGUGCUGACCGGCUUCCACCUGCUGGACGGGCGGGUCCACCUCCUCAUCCUGGAGGGCUUGGCCGACCACGGCCUGAGGCGGCUGUGGGAGGGCCACCAGAGCCGGGCCCCCACGGCGGAGCCGGGCAGGCCCAAGGCGCUCCACGACUCGCGGCUGCGCUUCCGCCGCCGCCUCUACGCCGACCUGGAGGGGGUCCUGCAGCACGUGCGCCUGUUCCGGCCGCUGGCGCAGCUGGUGAAGCAGGCGGGGCUCUACGUGCGCGGCGCGGUGCCGCCGCUGGUCUUCCAGGCCCUGAGCAGGAUCCACUGCAUCUGCUGUUACAGCACCAGGCUCCGGGAGGUCAUCACCAGGGACCUGCUGCCCUCCUCCGCCAUGAUCAAGGAGCUGAGCCAGGAGUUUGGGUUGCCCGUUUCCCAGGAAGAGCUCACAGAGGGAAAGCUGGUGGCCCCUCCUCCUGCCCCCAACCUAGAGGACUUCCAGCACCGCAGUCCGACCCUCACAGAUGAGAUCCAGGCCCACCAGGAGAAGUACCUGCGAUGGCGGAGCACCAUGCUGCUGAAGCAUGAAGACAGACAGCACAGCCUGGUCCAGAAAAACAUCACGGGAGCCUACCAGGUCAGCAAGAAGCCUCCCAAGCCUGCGGUGAAGGUGAUCAAGAUCUCAGCCCCGGCCAAGGACGCGGUCCACAACUACAGCAUCCAGACCCUGAAUUCCACAGAGCUGGCCAGGAAGGAGCUGUACCGGCAGAUGGCCAAGGAGCCAAGGAAGAGAUUCACGUACUCACAGAACUACCUCUCAGCCAUGGUGGAGCCUCAGGAUUCGGAGGAAGAGGAGAGAAAAGCCAAGAGGAAGUCCCGCCAGGCCUGGCUCACGCCCACUGGCUUCCAGGUGACGGGCCUUCACCGGGUUGAAAGCACCGAGCACCUCGGGCUGCCAGCCAUCGGCGCCCCGGCAGAGGAGUGGAGGGAAAAGGCGCUGUUUACUAACGUGCUGGCGCCGGUGCUGCCCCGGGAGAGGUGGAGCUGGGACCGGCGCCACCAGGACUUCGAGCUGUACAAGAAGCCACCGCAGUUCCUGGAGCCGCCCCCUCCUCCAGCCCCGAAGCCCAGAGCAGGCAGGAGAACGGAAGGCAGUGGCCCUGUGUCCUGAGCAGCAUGGACUUGCCCGUCGGAGCUGAGAGCGUCACCGGACCACAGCCCGGCCAGGUCGGAGGCCGUGGGCCCGUGUUCACCCCUCCCUCCCCCUCCCCCCGGCCUCAUUAAAGCGUAGCAGGAGGAAGCUGGCACUGAGGGGCUCACCUCG